AAUGUACUUUCACACUACAAUCUGGUAUGCAUGCAACUGUUAUGGCAAUAAACAAUUUGUCAAUGAAUAACAAUUGUAUAUGUUACGUGAAUAUUUUCUCAACUAGAUGACAUGAAUGCGUUAGAAUGUGGCUUAUGAUAUUUCACUAAUGAAAGACUGUAAUCAGGGAUUGUUAUCAGUGCUUUAAUGACUGUUUUACAAUUUUCAGAUAAUAUCGCACAUUUCUGAUUAUCAAUCUUUCUAACUGACGUCCAAUCACUUCUGUAAUGAACAUCAUGCGUGAAAGUUUUGAUAUAGUUGUACGAAGUGAUAAAUAUACAUUGACAGUCAAAUUGUUGUACAGUGUUUCAAUUAUUCUGUUGAUCAUAUGGGUGAUGAACAUUUUACCAAGUCUUUUUCAAUGGAGAAUCAAUCAAGUCGAUCAUGAUGUAAUACCUAAAACAAUAGAAUUUUCGUGCAAUAAUAUAUCUGUUCCAAACGGGUCAGAAUCAGAUCUUGCUAGUAUAUUACACAAAAUAUAUUCCCUAUCAGUAAAACAUCCGUUCAAAAAUACCCACUGAGAUAUAGUCUGGAAGAAAAUAGACUUGAGAAAUUAUAUGAUUCAUUGGGUGUGAAUAAGACGGUGAGGACGUUUCUCAAAUAUGGGCAUCGUACAAUUUUUAGACCAAUGGUCUUUUCAAAAUGUCACGCUUCGAAAUGUGCAGUUAUCACUGACAUGAACAGAUGGCGAGAAGCUGAUGCACUUAUACUGACAGAAGAUAAAGUGCCGAAUGGAAUUCGACCUCCAGAGCAAUUAUGGUUUAGUUUAAUACAUGAGUCGCCUGUACAUAUUGCUAUGGCGGGUACACUGGAAAAUGAAAUUAAUUACACUAUCUCCUUCCGUCUGGAUUCAACGAUUUACUCACCAUACGGUUCCUAUGAGCCAUACAUGAAGCACCAUGGACCAGAAACACGAUAUCCUUUACCUUCUAGAAACUUCGCUACUGGGAAAUCAAAAAAAGUUGCAUGGUUUGUGAGUAACUGUAUACCGAAAAGUCCAAGAAUGCAAUACGCCAAAGAACUUUCACGAUAUAUCCCGGUGAGUUUGACAAAGCUUAACAUUGAGUUUCUACACGUUUUUCAAUAGUUUUGAGUAAACGAAUAAUUGACGAAAUACAAAAUGUAUACAGC
Molecule: messenger RNA, 1170 nt
Organism: Schistosoma haematobium
Lineage: Eukaryota; Metazoa; Platyhelminthes; Trematoda; Strigeidida; Schistosomatidae
Exons: 3
Coding region: 668-1126 (152 amino acids)
Cellular component (GO): membrane
Molecular function (GO): alpha-(1->3)-fucosyltransferase activity
Source: RefSeq, a predicted model, not a curated record